This is a messenger RNA of Peniophora sp. CBMAI 1063, 1764 nucleotides long. NCBI's taxonomy places the organism in Eukaryota, Fungi, Basidiomycota, Agaricomycetes, Russulales, Peniophoraceae. The record is from the annotation of a GenBank genome assembly.
AUGGACGUGCAAGACAGGAACGGGUUGACGCGGGUUACAUCGGAGACAAGUCUCGAACGCGAGGAGCAACAGUCAACAGCCUUUCCUCCCCCACCCACCACUCCCGACGACUACCACAUACUCUCUGGACCUGACAUGUCUAGUCGCGGUCGCGGGACUGCACGCAGCCGUAGCCAAAGCUCGUUGAACACAUCAAAUCGAGGGCGCGGAAGGGGCAGAGGCCGUGGAAGUCGCGGGACGGCCACCACUACCGGCACCACGCCGAGGAAGGCGACAGCGCGCAAGAAGGACAGCAAGAUUGCUAAAGAGGGUGUCUUUGAGGAUGAUGCCUUCCUCGCGACCGACGACGAGGACGACGAACCUCAGCGCAAGCGGCCGCGUACCGAGGCAGGGCCUUCUUUGACCUUUGACGAUGACGAUGGUGACGACUCUGACUUACUGACCAUGAUAUCUGAAGGCCGGGUUACUCGCUCGCAGGACGUAGGCUUGGGCAACAAGCAAGCUGCCGUUGAACCCACCGCACGCAAGGUCGCACGCACUAUGAGAGAGAAGGUGGAAAACGGGCUGCGGCGCCGCCAGCGGGCGGUGCCAGCGGGCGGUUUUGAAUCCCAAGCCGGGGAACCCGACCGUCCUUCAACCCCGACCCUCACACAGGCGCAGAAAAGAGCGCAAAAGAAGAUAGACUCCAUCAACUUUGCUCGGGGCACCGUAAAUGCUGGGUUGGCAGCUACGGACCCUCUCGGUGCGCCGGCUGCUCCUGCCCGCUCGUCAUCAACGAAGAGGUUUGCAACCGAGAAGUCCCGCGUACUCGCAAAAUCCUCUCGAGCCCUCGCUGAUGACUGGGAGGAGAGAGCGUCAACGUCAACGGCGAACACGCGUGUGCCUCGUGCCCGCGCAGAUGUUGGUUCUCAGGAAGAAGAUGAUGUCUUCUUGGCCGAGCGCGAUAUUCCCUCCGACGAGGACGAUGAUGAUUACGAAGACGGCGCUGAAGAAGAGGGUUCCUCGGAACAUGAUGAGGGUGACCGCGGCCAUCGGGUUGUACGCCGCCGUGCUGUUGGAGGGUUCGACGACGCGGAUGUCGUUGUGCCGAAGCGAGGUGUCCGUCGCGAGUUCAAGGCUCAUCAGCAGGUUGCGUUCGAAGUCGUGAAGUCGGAGGACGAGGACGAAGAGAAGGACGAUGGCAAUGCCGCCGCCGGGGCAAGGGCGAAGAGAAAGGUCGAAACGUCUCUCGCUGACUGGAAUGGCCGCCAACCCGUCCCGGUUAAACCCUCGACGAAGAGCGCCGGUGCGACCGAGGCUCUGGGCCCGAUGCUUACGUUCAUUGUCCACGAGAUUCGAUCGAAAAGCACGUACGUCGCGGCUCGCACCCAGUCAGACUCUAUCUACAGCAUAGGCAAGCAAGGUCUUGUCAACUAUCGCAAGGAUUUUCUCAAGUGCGGGAUUGCUGUCGUCGAUGACGCCGUCUAUGCGCACUCCGAAGACCCGACUAUCAUUGAGUCGUAUGUAGAAGAUGCUCUCUACGGUUCGAAGUUCGCUACGUACGGUAAACCCGAUGCGGUGCACCCGACAGAAUCAAUUAUGUCCCCAUUUGUACUGGAGGUCUUCGCCCGUGCACAUCUCGCACGCAUCAGAGGUUCUGUUCACGCCAAAACCUUCAACAAGGAGCCAGCCAUAGGUGCCAUCAAGCUCUCUGUAUUGGCUGUUCAAAAGGCCUUCGAGUUGUGGGCUAGUGGCAGUCGGGGCGAUGAAGACGAUGAGAUUUGA